Molecule: messenger RNA, 1827 nt
Organism: Acinonyx jubatus (cheetah)
Lineage: Eukaryota; Metazoa; Chordata; Mammalia; Carnivora; Felidae
Gene: TMEM225B
Product: transmembrane protein 225B
Exons: 9
Coding region: 765-1643 (292 amino acids)
Biological process (GO): negative regulation of phosphatase activity
Source: RefSeq, a predicted model, not a curated record
AGGGCCCCACGCGGGCUCCGUGGGCUCUGUCAGGAGAGGGCGCAUUCUUGCUCCCGCCUCCGGGCCAACGGAAGCUCUGGACAGAGGGACAAGCUCUGGGCCAAAGGGUUGGAUGAGGGGCUGGCCUAGAGGGAAGCCCUGCCCUAGAGGCCCGGAAACCCCGAAGGUGCCCCAGGAGGGAGGAGAGACCACCCGGGAGGGAGCGGCAAGGUGGGCCCAAGGAUUGGGGGCGUGGAGAGGGCCCCCAGCACCCCUCCCCCUGCCGCCUUCAGGCCACCCCCCAGGCUUUUGCGACCCACUGCGGUGGCGGGGCUGGGGGGAUGAUCAGAGGUGGCAGGGGUGGGGGGAUGAUCAGAUCUGGGUCCAUCGUUGUUUCCAGAAAAUGUCACUGUGGCUUUGGGGCAAGGGAAGGGCCCAGGAGGCUUUUCAGCAGGAAGGAACCUCAGAGCAAACCCGGAUCAAUUUGCUGCCCGAGUUGCCACUAAUGACUGGUGGGAAAAGGGAGUGAGGCACCCUGUGACCCUGACAGGUCUAUGGUCCUUCGAGUCUGGCCUAGAUCAAUGCACCCCACAAGUUAUAUAUCUGUGGGGCGCAGUCAUCCAGGCCCAGUGCUAAGAGCUGUUCCGAAGGUCCUUCUCACUGUUACCAAGAGCCUGCGAGUUCCUGUCUGUUUUCAUCCCUGAAUCACCCCCAUUGGCCUAAGCUGGUCAUGGGGCGUUCAGUCUGCUGAAGAAGUCUGUGAGGCUGUAAAGUUUAUCCAGGUGAUGCUGACUUUGGAGGACAAGGACAUGAAGGGGUUCACGUGGGCCAUAGCCCCAGCCUUGACCUCCCUGGGCUACCUGCUUAUACUGCUGGUCUCCAUCUUUCCCUUCUGGGUGCGGCUUGUAAACGAGGAGUCCCACGAAGUGUUUUUCAGUGGCCUGUUUGAGAACUGUUUCCAUAUCAAAUGCUGGAAGCCUCGACCCUUAUCAGGCUCUGCAGGGCUCUGUCCCUUGUCACGGGUCAGGUGUCCAGCUGCAGCCCAGCCUCCCCUCCCCCACAGUGUACAUCAUUCUCGGCCGCGUUUUCCUGCUGUCCGCGGUUGUCCUGUCUUUCCUCACCACCUUCAUCCUGGUGUCCUUUGCAUCUCAGCUGUUUCCGAGGACCCGGAAGCACAAUUUGGUGUCAGCCUUCAUCAGCUUCCUCACAGGCUGGCCAAGGCCCUACCCUGGGAGGCUCCCAUCACAUGGAGGAGGUGGAACGCUCACAGUGGGAAAAUCAGGUUGAAUUGCACCCAAAGCAUCACACCCAGAGGGCCCCGUCUGGAGUCAGCCAAUGGCACAGGCACAGAGGGGGCCAGUGCCUUCCUGGCCUUGUUGCUGCAUGCCCUGGAGAUCCAGAAUCUGAGGAUGAAGCCCAGCCCCCCCAAGUUCUCGGUGCAGUGGCCUUACUACGUUCUGGGCUUUGCCAUCCUUCUGUUCAUAGUGGCUGGUGCCAUCUGCCUCUUUCAAGAAGCAGCCUGCCUUCGCUGCCGUUUGUUGCCCAAUUCCCAGAGUAUCCAGGAGACCCAAGGGGUCAUACACCUGGAGAAUAUGGAGAGUCUGGGAGGAGACCUGAGCUCAAUACAAAAGGAGACACUGCUGAAGGAAGAAACAAUUAUCUAGUCCAGGAGAGCGUCCUCCGCCAUCGGCAGCUGUGUGAGUGCAUGUGUGGAGGCAUAAGCGGCAGCCAGUUUCUGCUGCUUUUGGUGAGCUUCCUGAGUGUCAGAUCCAUGUUCCACUUCCCCACACUCACAGUGAUUCUGUCUUGCUUGUAUUUGCAAUUCGUUAAAAAAUUUUUUUGAAUUUU